AUGGGUUCCGGUAAGCAUCGGCAUAGCAAGGAUAAACUCUAUAUAGUAGCUUCAGAAUUUGCUAGAGAUUGGGGAGGUUACAAAGGCAACUCUGAGAAAGUUGCCAAAAGAGUUUUACCCUUUGAUCACUGCUUUCUAACACUAAACAAGUUUGAUAGUGCCUGUUGUACAGAAGAUGGGAGUGUUUUUGAUGUGAAGGCCGUGAAAUGCCAUAUUUCCAAGGGGCUAAAUCAUCCAAUUACCGGAAAUAUUUUCAAACUUAGCGAUCUUAUCUACCUCAACUUUUCAAAGGAUGAAAAUGGCAAUUUGCAGUGCCCACUCACACGCAAAAGGUUCAACAAUUUCACUAAAAUUGUCGCGAUCAAACCUACUGGAAAUGUUUUUUCGGCUGAUUCACUUACAAAUGUUUUAAAAUCAGAAAUGAAGGAUCCACUCUCGGGAAUAGAUAUUGUUAAGGAUGAUCUAAUUGUACUACAAGACCCUGAAAAACCGGAGAAGAGAUAUAUGGAAAAUGUAUUUAAAAAAAAUGAACAGCAUGAUACUAAAAAUAGUGCACCCACACCCAAUGACACUGGAGAUGAGAGUGUUGGUGAACUUAGUGUUAAGCAUAAGCAAUUAUUUCCAGCCAAAAAAAAUGCACAGGAACCAAGCCAAAAAUCGGAUUUGUAUACCACGCACAGACAAUCUGCGUCAUUUACUUGUACCGCUAUGCCUGUAGUUUACGAAACAGAAUAUAGAGACAAGACUGUUUUUGAACGUAAAAAUGAAUUCUAUCAACUGGCUCGCAUCAAUAAAUUGAAGGGUUAUGUCAAAAUUGUGACUACUCUAGGCGAUCUAAACCUCAUGCUGCACUGCAACAAAGUACCAAUUACGACCGAUAAUUUUUUACAACAUUGUGAAGAUGGAUAUUAUGAUGGUACAAUUUUUCACAGAUGCAUUGCCAAUUUUAUGGUACAAGGAGGAGAUCCAACCGGUACAGGCACUGGUGGAAUAUCAUCAUUUUACGAGCGAUGGUCAAAAGGAAAUAAAUGCGAACAAAAACCUGACAAAUAUUUCAAAGAUGAAUUUGACCAAGCAUUACAACACAUAGGAGAGGGGGUGGUUAGCAUGGCAAACUCUGGGCCAAACACCAAUGGAUCACAAUUUUUCAUCACCUUCAAAUCCUGCCAACAUCUAGAUAGAAAGCACUCCGUUUUUGGUAAAGUGGUAGGUGGCUUGGAUGUACUGGCUAAAUUUGAGAAGUUGGAAACGGAUAAGAAAGAUCGACCAAAGGAUCCGCCCAAAAUAUUGCGCACCAUUAUCUACGAAAAUCCCUUUGAACCAAACUUUGCCCAUGAGGCCAAACGAGCAAAUAAAUCUGGCAGUUUAUACGAUCUGUCGCAUGAAAUUCAACUCAAUACAAAUAAAGGUGCAAGUACUGAUGCUAAUAUUUUGAAAUCUAAGUUGGCCAGGAUUGCCAUGUUAAAGAGACAAACCUUCAAGUGGUGA
Messenger RNA from Babesia microti strain RI, 1488 nucleotides. RefSeq names its product peptidyl-prolyl cis-trans isomerase-like 2. Gene Ontology annotation, biological process: protein polyubiquitination; protein peptidyl-prolyl isomerization. Gene Ontology annotation, cellular component: catalytic step 2 spliceosome. Gene Ontology annotation, molecular function: ubiquitin-ubiquitin ligase activity; peptidyl-prolyl cis-trans isomerase activity. The transcript has 6 exons. The record is from RefSeq and is a predicted model, not a curated record. NCBI's taxonomy places the organism in Eukaryota, Apicomplexa, Aconoidasida, Piroplasmida, Babesiidae. Bases 1 to 1488 code for a protein of 495 amino acids.